This is a messenger RNA of Eimeria acervulina, 1588 nucleotides long. RefSeq names its product Major facilitator superfamily protein, related. The transcript has 2 exons. The annotation marks the transcript as partial. NCBI's taxonomy places the organism in Eukaryota, Apicomplexa, Conoidasida, Eucoccidiorida, Eimeriidae. The record is from RefSeq and is a predicted model, not a curated record.
GCAGCAGCCGCAGCAACCCAUGCAGCAGCAGCAGCCGCAGCAACCCCUACAGCAGCAGCAGCAGCCGCAGCCUCCCCUACAGCAGCAGCAGCCGCAGCAACCCCUGCAGCAGCCGCAGCAACCCCUACAGCAGCAGCAGCAGCAGCCGCAGCCUCCCCUACAGCAGCAGCAGCAGCAACCCCUGCAGCAGCCGCAGCAACCCCUACAGCAGCCGCAGCAACCCCUACAGCAGCUGCAGCAACCCCUGCAGGAGCAGCAGCCCCUGCAGCAACCUUUGCAGCAGCCGCAGCAACCCUUACAGCAGCAACUGCAGCAGCAACCUCAGCAGCAGCAGCAGCCCCUGCAGCCUCCCCUGCAGCAGCAGCAGCCCCUGCAGCAACCCCUGCAGCAGCAGCAGCCCCUGCCGCAACCCCUGCAGCAGCAACAACUGCAGCAACCCCUGCAGCAGCAACCUCAGCAGCAGCAGUCCCCUCAGCAACCCCUGCAGCAGCAACCUCAGCAGCAGCAGUCCCCUCAGCAACCCCUGCAGCAGCAACAACCGCAGCAGCAGCCCCAGCAACCCCUGCAGCAGCAACUGCAGCAGCAGCAACCUCAGCAGCAACCGCAGCAGCAGAUGCCGCAGCAACAACAAGCUCAGCAACAACCUCAGGAGCAGCCGCAGCAGCCUGCGCAGCAACAACUUCCGCAGCAACAGCAGUCGCUUACUCUGCAACAGCAACAACCGCAGCAGCAGCAGCUGGAGCAGCAGCGCAUGCAACCUCCGCCUCAAGUACCUCAGCUGCCGGUGCAGCAGCAGCAGCAGCAGCAGCAGCCUGCCCUGCAGCAACAACAGCAGCAACCGCAGCAAGAGCAGCCUGCAGCAGCGUCGCCGCGUAAGCUUGCUGCAGCAGUAGCCUCACCAGCAGCAGCAGCAGCAGCAGGCUCUCUGGACACGCAGGGUGAGGUGUCUCUGCAGCCAGUGAGAGCGGAGGGCCCGCUGCUGCGAUCUCAAAAAGAGAAGCAGCAGCAGCAGCAGCAGAUGGAGAAGCCACGGCGGGGCGAACAGCGGGGGGAAGCAGCCGCUGCUUUAGCAGCAGCAGCAGCAGCAGCAGCAGCAGAAGCGGCAGCAGAUUCGGAAGGCAGUGACCAGUGGUCUUUGACUCUGCUGCGGCUGGAGCUGCAGCAGCAGGAAGACAUGCGAUUGCUGCAGCAGGAGCACGCGGAGCAGCUAUUUGCUGCGGAAUCAUCUGCAGCCGCAGCAACAGCAGCAACAGCAGCAGCAGAGAAGCGCCAGGUGCACGUGCUGCUGCUCUGUAUGCUGCUUGUAGGGUUCUCUGUUGCUGCUCCCGACUCUAUCUUAGGAGCAUCAGCAGCACAAGAGAUAGCAGACCUACGAAACCUGCCUGCUGCUGCUGUACCCGCAACUGCUGCAGUUAUCAACGCUAUGGGGGCCGUGGGGGCCCUUGUCCAGGGGAAUUUGACUGCUGCAGUGUCUGAGGCUUACGGGUGGGAUGUGCUGUUCGGGGUGCUGUGCACAUUUGCUGUUUUUAGCGGUUUGCUGCUGCUGCCUGCUGCACUAGCAGAAGUAAGAAGGAAAUCCCUUCCAUAG